ACUGUGUCUCUCCUCUUAUCCGCAGUGACCAAGCUGGUGGGCAGCGACCCGGUGGAGUUCGAGCAGCCGGAGUACGAGGUGACGGUGCCUGAGAACACCCGCCAAGACCACCUGCUGCGGCUGUCCGCCAGGGUGCGGCUGGAAGGCGAGACGGUGAGGUACACGAUCAGUCAAGGUAACGAGGACGGCCUCUUCCACCUGGACGCGUCCACGGGAACCCUCUCCCUCCUGCGGCCCCUCGACUACGAGCUCCAGCAACAGUACGAGCUGGUGGUGGAGGCGGCGGCGGGGGAGGCGAGGGGCGAGGCGCGGGUGGUGGUGAAGGUGGACGACCAGAACGACCACGCGCCGGUGUUCCUCAGGGCCCUGCACGAGACCCAGAUCACCGAGGAGGACAACAGACACCUGCCCAAGGUUAUCCUGAAGCAGGUGACGGCCGUGGACGGGGACGCGGGUCGGUUCGGGGACCUUUCCUACACCCUCUCCGGGGACGGCAUCUUCAGCAACGGGUCGCGGCCUUGCUUCUCCGUGGACGCCGCCUCGGGCACGCUCCUGCUUCUGAGGCCCCUGGACCGCGACCCUCCCCACGGCCGACCUCAGUGGCGCCUGCGGGUGACGGCCACGGACGGCCAGCUUGAGGCGCACACCGACGUCCGUGUAAACCUCAAGGACGCGAACGACAACGCGCCCUUCUUCCCCUCCCGCACCACCACCGCCACCGUCUCCGAGGACACACCGCUAGGGUCGUCGGUGACGCGCGUCGAGGCCACGGACUACGACGACCCUCAGGAGGGAGACAACGCCAAGGUCACGUUCUCGCUGGAGAAGAACGCCAUCGACGAGGCGAGCGGCCGCCCGAUCUUCGCCAUUGACGGCGAGCUCGGCGUCAUCAGCACGGCGCUCUGCUGCCUCGACCGGGAGAAGACGCAACGCUACGUCAUCCAGGUGGUGGCGACGGACGGCGGCGGCCUCAAGGGCACGGGCACGGUGGUGGUGGACGUGGACGACGUGAAUGAUGUGUCUCCGAGGUUCUUGCGGCCCGAGUGGACGUUGGACGUGCCUGAGAGCCUCGCCCCAGACCACAUGCUGGCUACCCUCACCGUCGUGGACCCUGAUACUUCCAACGACUUCGCCUACAGGGUGGUGCCGGGCAGCGGGCGGGGCUGGCAGAUGUUCCGGGUGGAGGGCGUGGCGGGGGCGCUACCCGGCGGGAACCUGAGGUCGGUGGAGCCGCUGGACUAUGAGGAUCCCGAGCACCGGCAGGGCUUUACCUUGAGGGUGCAGGUGACGGACAUGGGUGAGGACGGCUGGGAGAAGAAGGAACACAUGGCAGAGACGCUAGUGAGGCUGAAUUUGGUGGACGACAAUGACAACGACCCGGUGUUUAGCGAGGACUUCACGAGCCUCUCCCUGCCCGAGGACACCCCGCGGGGCGCUCUUCUCGCUACCUUCACCGCCCUGGACCCCGACAACGGUGGAGAAAGUCGCGUGCAGUACCGGGUGGCUCCGUCCAGCGAUCCUCGCCGCCAGUUUGCCGUGGACGAGAGUGGGGCGGUGCGUCUGGUGGGGGGUCUGGACCGGGAGGCCGCGGACACCCACAGUGUGCUGGUGUGGGCGGUGGACGAUGGCACGCCUCCCAGGACCGCCACCGCCACCCUUGCUAUCAACGUGACGGACGUGAACGACAACCCGCCGUUCCUGGCAGAGCCCCGCGAGGUGCAGGUGACAGAGAACAGCGAGGCGCAGCAGGUGGCGCAGGUCAAGCUGACUGACCCCGAUGACUGGCGGCAGGGCCACGGGCCGCCCUUCACCAUCGCCCUGGACCCCCGCGCGCCACCCCACGUCACCGACAGCGUCAGGGUCACGCUGGACACGAGAGGGGAUGAUGGGCGUGGCGUGGGCGUGGUGUGGACUCGGGCAGCGCUGGACCGAGAGGAGCGUCCCGCCCUGCUGGUGCCGCUGGUGGUGGGCGACGCCGGCUGGCCGCCCCUCACCGCCACCGUCACCCUCACCCUCCACGUGGCCGACCUCAACGACAACCCCAUGGCGCCCGCCAACAAGACCGUCACCGUACACACGCUGCAGCGUCAGGGUGCGGCGGUGCCCCUGGGGCGGGUGUACGUGCAGGACCCAGAUGACUGGGACGUCGCAGCCAAGACCUACGCCUGGCGGGACCCUCAGGCGGGCUUCUUCCUCGACACCUCCAGCGGCCACCUGGCCAUGGCGCCCUCCACACCUGACGGCCGCAGGUACCAGCUGUCGUUCGUGGUGAGUGAUAGCAGCCAAGGCCAGGACGACGUUGAGGCCAAUGUAACCGUCCAGGUGAAGUCACUCCGGCGCAGCGAAGUCACCCAUACAACGCCCCUCACGCUGGCGGCUGACAGUGACGCGGUGGUGAAGUCCGGGGUUGAGGGUGGGGCAUCGAUGCUGAGUCGCCUGGUGAGCGCCACACGAGCGUGGGCGGGCGGGGGCGGGGCAACGGUACGGGUGUUGUCGGUGCAGCCACUGGAGGGAAGGAUCCCUGCCACGCGUGUCUGGCUGGCCGCCGCGGGGAUCGCCAACUUUGAAUACCUUUUGCUGUACCGUAAAAACGAGCUGAGCGCAGCGCUAGGCGUCAGUGUGAGGGACGUGGGCGUGGUCACGUGCCGUGAAGGCGCCACCCCCGCGCCGGAUGCCGUGGCGGAGGAGAGGUGUGUAGGUGGUUGCUGGGUGGGCCUCGCCGAAGACUUCACUGUGGUGGAUGCUAACUCUUCGGCGGUGGUAGGGCCGCGGGUGGUGGUGAGGGGCUCCUGUGGCUGCCCAUCCUCCGCCACUGCCACCACUACCACAAUGCCCGCCAGGGCACACCCCUGCACCCCUGACACCUGCUUCAAUGGUGGUAGGUGCCUCAGCACCUCUUCGGGUACUCGGUGCAUCUGUCCUCACGGCACAUGGGGCUCUCGCUGUAAAGUGCUCGCAAGACACUUCGAGGGAGGCGGGGGUAAGCAGGAGGGCGGCGCCGGGCCCGCCGCAGAGGGAGCGUGGGCGUGGGUGCCGCCCAUCCCGCCAUGCGCCGAGAUGCACAUGAGCCUGGAGGUGCUGAGCACAGCGGGGGAAGCCGCACUGCUCUACACCGGGCCAGAGCAGCACAGCACUGAACAGAGGCUGGGCAGGGGCCGCCGCGACCUUCUCCUGCUGCUGCUGGAGCUGCGUCAGGGGCGGCCAGUGCUGCAGCUGGACCAGGGCGGCGGGCCCGUCACCCUCGCCCUCAACUCCUCCUUGGCCGACAACACGUGGCACAGGAUAGACCUCCACUGGAAGGACGAGCUGGUGGAGAUGGUCGUGGACCUGUGUCUGGGGGGCCACUGGGAUGAGCCGCCGCCCACGCCUUCUCCGGCUGCCCACAACACCUCGUUCACUCCCGUCAUGCCUGAAACACACGCCUGCAGGGCCGCCACGAAACUGCCAAAGGGCGCCCGUGUGCUCAAGACCGGCGGAGUGCUGCAGGUGGGCGGGCUUGUGCACCCUCUGCCCAUCCUCAUGCUGGACGAGGCCACGGCACAGCCACGCCCGCCACAUUUUCGAGGCUGCAUCAGGAACCUCAGAGUAAACGGCGAGCUGGUGGACCUGGGCACUGGCGUCCUCAGCAGGGCCAGCUCGCCGGGGUGUCCUGCCGCAGACUGCCUCACCCAACAGCUCCACUGCGGUGUCCACGGCAGGUGUCUGGGGUCGCCGGGGUCGCUGCGGUGUGAGUGCCAGCCGGGGUGGGGCGGACCAGGUUGUGCCUCGCCCACAAUGCCCGCCACCUUCCUCCCCAACAGCUACGUCAAGCUGGCCCUCUCCUUCUCGCCGCUGGCCUACACCACCUCCAUCAGCCUCAGGUUCCGCACAUUGAGGAGGACAGGCGAGCUGGUGGUGCUGUCAUCCCAGCACGGGCGGGACAGCUGGUCUGUGCAGCUGACGGACGGCCGCCUGUGCGCUGUGCUUCACCUCCACCCUCGCUCUCCGGCCUCGCUCUGCCUGUCACGGGCCGCCCUCACCGAUGGCCGCUGGCACGCCCUCGCCGCCACCAGGUACGGCUCGGCGACCAUCCUGACAGCAGACGACGGGGACGGCGACCUGUACAACGCCUCGCUGCUGCUGCUGGAGGGGCGGCAGCUGCUGGAGGUGGACAAGCAGGAGGGCGUCCGGGUGGGCGGGGCUCCACACUUCCAGGAUGCCGGAGUCCUCAAGAUCCACAGCGAUUACUUUGACGGCUGCAUCGACGACCUGCGCAUCGCGGGCCGCAGCGCGCCGCUGCCGCCGGCGGUCAACAGCACGCCCUGGGGCCAGGCCAGCACCUUCAGGGGCGUGGAGCGAGGCUGCGGCGCCCCGUCUUCCUGCGCCAACGUGUCCUGCACACCGCCGCUCUCCUGCGUCGACACCUGGAGGUCCUACCACUGCGGGUGUGGCGAAGGCCGCGUGCUGGGCCGGACCCGAGCGGCGUGCGAGGAUGAGGACGAGUGUGCGUGGCGGCCAUGCCUCAGCGGCGGCUCCUGCUUCAACACCCAGCCAGGGUACGUGUGCUCGUGCCCGGCGGGGUUCAGCGGCCAGCAUUGCCAGCUGCCUGACGUGGGCCACACCUCCCUCAAACUUCCCGUCGGGGUUCUCAUCACCAUCGUCGUGUGGUGCAUUUUCCUCGUGUUGUUGGUGUGCGCCUUCCUGCUCCAUCAACACCACCGCCGCGCUGCAUUGCGCAGGGGUAUGACUGACUCCAAGGACAAUGUCGUGGACUGCAAAGGCCAAGUGUCCCCACCGUGCAGCCACACACCCAACCUGCUUGAGCUGCAGCUGCUGAAGCCGCCCAGAGCCAAUGGCCAGCCCGCUUGGGCAAGAAACCCUAACAUCGCCGACGUGGACGUGCUGCAGGUGGACGCAGUGACGCCGGCGAGCAGCGCCGAGGAGCUGGAUGAGGAGGGUGGCCGAGGCUCGCCGCCCUACUCACGACGAGGGAGCUAUCAGGCGGCAGCGAGCAGGAGGGCGAGCAAGGGCGGGCCGGGCAGUACCCCUCCUGCGGGAGACGACCUAAGAAACUACGCCUACGAAGGUCUAGAAAACUGCAGCGGAAGUGCCAAGUUUUUGGGAGGCUUCCGUGAAGUGGCGCACAUGGUGGAGUCCUGACACGUGGGCUCCGGGGACGUGGCCACGGACAGGACAAGUCGUGCCUCGCUUAGCCCGCCGCCCAUCGCCACCAUCAUCCACUGCUCGCACGUCUCCCUCUCCUCAGACCCACACUCGAUAUCUCCGUCUCUGUGUCACUCAAAGGCAGAAGUGGAGUAAUGUUUUGGGGUCUUACUCUGCCGUUUCUUUCUCAAGUUUCUGUGUCACUGGAAAGCAAAAAUGAACUAGUGUUUGAGGGUCUUUAUCACCUUUGACCCGUACUCAAUGCCUUUGUCUCUGUGUUAUUCGAAAGUUGAGAUAGAGGAGUGUUUGGGUUUUUUACUGUCUCAUUCUCAUGUGUCUCUGUCUAAGUGGAAAUAAAACAGGGAUCAGUG
Molecule: messenger RNA, 5513 nt
Organism: Eriocheir sinensis (Chinese mitten crab)
Lineage: Eukaryota; Metazoa; Arthropoda; Malacostraca; Decapoda; Varunidae
Product: putative neural-cadherin 2
Exons: 27
Biological process (GO): homophilic cell-cell adhesion
Cellular component (GO): catenin complex; plasma membrane
Molecular function (GO): calcium ion binding; cadherin binding
Source: RefSeq, a predicted model, not a curated record